AGUCAGUGCUCAAGCAGCCGUCGCGCCAGUCACAACGUAGCGCAUGUUCUCUCCGCUCAAUCGGUCGCCUCUUUUUCGGUACUCUUUGUGCUUAGCGCCGCGCUCUAAGAUUUUUCAUAUUUUCGUAUUUCGUAUUGUUCUGCUGCGCCUGCGCAACUGCGCUGCUGCGUAAGAAGGAACUGCUGGAAGUGGAACUGGAAGUGCAGUCGUCGCGACGACGCAUUUUGUUUAUUUGUGUAAAUUUCCUGCUUGCCAUUGCCAGCGAGGGGGGCGGGGCAGCCAACGGAAAUGCAGCGAAAAGGAAAUCAAACGUUUGACAAACGGAAAUCGAAUUAUGCGCGAGUGAGAAAUUAAUUGAGUCAAAUCAAAUCAGCAAACGGCGAUAUUUAAGCAAAAAGCCAAAUCAAACAGUACACAACAGAAAAAAACAUAUAAUAAUAAUAGUAAUAUGUAUGUGUAUGUGUGAGUGUCGGUGUGCGAAUAAUAACAAUAAAGUGAGCCGUGGUUAGUUUCGCUUAGAGUCAACAAUAGCCGCUUGCAUUGAUUUAUAGUCCAAGUGUAAAUAAUUGCCGCAAAUGAAUUCAAUUGAAUCGAAAUUCCUGCAUUGAUGCGCGAUUUGGACAUUUUCACAACUGACUCGAUACCACGGACACACACACACACACGCACACAAAGGCCACGCGGAGCAGCAUUUAUCGACUGAAUUUUUUGACUUUGUGACAGACGUCCCCCACAAUUAUGGACACCGGAAGCGUGGUUAGCGAACCGAUUUCCGCGCAUCAUCGCGCCUUUGCCAAACAGAAAUCGGCCUCGAUGACCAUACUCAAUCCAAAGAGCUGCGCCAGUGCGGCCAAGUACAGUCUGCACGCGGCGUCCGAGAACAAUCACGAGACGCAGCUGCAUUUGAGCAGCGCCUCGUCGCAUUGCUCCACCACGGGCAGGAGGCGCAAGGGCGGAUCUCUAGGUGGAACACUCUCCUCUCGCUCCACACGCAGCGAGUCGAAGGAGUUGCGCUCUGCGCUGCAGGAUCGCGAGGCUGUCAUCCAGAACUUGCGCAUUCAGCUCUGUCUGGGCAAGCUGCCCCGCCCCAGUGGCCCGCCCCUCGAUGAGUCGGAGAAGCCAGCGGCGGAGCACAAAUUGAAUCGCCUGAAGGCUGAGGCGGAGAACAAACGCAUCAAAAUCAAGAACUUGAAGAGCGCACUGGAGAAGCUGGAUAUAACAGACAAUAUAGACAUACGAAUCCGGCAGGCGGAACUGGAGUAUGCAUUGGGCCGUGAGGAGCUGCAGAUGCUCUCGAUUGUGGAGGAGGCGCGUGCGCUGCAGGCUCGCCUGGAGAAGUCCAAGCCGGAGGCACAAACGCUCUACAACAUCAUUAGCUCCGGCGUAACAUUGAGUCUGCACGCCGUGCACGCCACAACCGGCCGCUGGGCGGCCCAGCAGCGGCCCGAUCAGCCGGGCUUCUUUGUGGAAUGGGCCCUCGAGGGCGACGGACUGUACAAAGGGGAUCGCAUACUGGAGAUCAAUGGACGACUUGUGACUAGCAAGACCAAAGAGGAGCUGCAGAAGCACGUGGGCAACUCGGGCAAGUGCCAGAUGGUGGUGCUGCGCAAGAAGUCUGUGCCCAUACCCCAGAAGCAGCUGGACCAGGAGAAGGAGAACAACAUGCGUCUACAGCAUCGCAUCUCCUACCUGGAAGAGCAAGUGCGCGAACUGCAGACAGUGAAGGAGCAACAGCAGCAACAGCAGCAGCAGCUCCAAUCCCAGCAGUCCAAGCAACAAUUGUCCACACAAUCGAAUAAUGCACAUGUGACCAGCAUAAGCAUAUCGUCGCCAGCGUCGCCCUCGACGCCGCCGGACAAGCCGCUGAUCUUCCAGCGGGGCAACUACAUCACGACGCUCGUGGGCGGUAAACCAAUUGAGCUGGUGGGCGACGAGAUGCUGCCGCCAUCGCAUGUCACCAAGACGCUGAUCAAGGAGAACACCCAUAUCGAUCUGCGCGAGCGCCUGCCCCAGUCGCAUCUGUAUACGAUGCCGUCCAAGUCGCUGUCCGCCUCCAAGAUAUCCAUCAACAGCGACUCGGCCUACAUGCAGCAGCCGCAGAAGCGGGAGAAGGAGCGCCAGCGCGAGCGACACGAGCGCAACAGGGAGCGGGAGAGACCGCGGGAUGCACUGCAGCAGCAGCAGCAGCUGCACAGGGAGCAYAUCAUGAGCACGCAUGCGCGCAGCGUGGAGCAUCUCAAUCAAUACAAUGGUCAGGAACGUCGCCGUGACACGCCCCGCCAGCACGAGGCGCAAACCCUGCGUUCCACUCGCCUGCCGAGCGACGUGCGCAGCGUAAAGUCGCUCGACUUUGACAGCGAAAACGAAUCGAAACCCUCGACGGGCAGCCGCGCCGUCCAUCGACCCACGCCGCCCAAGAAGCCGCUGCGUCUGUCGCUGCAGCGCGCCCAGAGCCUGCAGACUGUGGAGCUGAAUCCCAGCUCGGAGCAUGUGGAUCGCAAGCGGCCCAUGAAGCGCGUCCAUCACAACAGCAGCGCCAGCGGCGGCUCCUCGCCCAGCGAAGAGAGCCAGAGCCAGAGCCAGGUGCAGGGUCAAUCCGCAACUCUCAUCGAGAACUGCAGUCCCAUGCACACAGCCUCCCUGGGCAGGCACAAGCUCAUCUGAGCCGUCAUCCCCACUGGGACUUAGAUUAUACACAAAUAUUUUAUUGGAGCAACAGCUGCGCUGCAGCUGUCGAACCCAACAGGCGGACAUGUGCAACA
Drosophila arizonae is the source of this 2762-nucleotide messenger RNA. It is a transcript of the gene sprt, whose product is annotated as PDZ domain-containing protein sprite. Gene Ontology annotation, molecular function: protein binding. Lineage: Eukaryota; Metazoa; Arthropoda; Insecta; Diptera; Drosophilidae. The record is from RefSeq and is a predicted model, not a curated record.